AUGGUGCUGCCCCGGAGAAUGUCGCGACUCGUCGCCCUGACGGCCAUUGCGCUCGUCGUCCUGCUCCUCGUGCGUCUCAUGCCAGGCGACGUCGUGCCCUCGCCUCUACCUCCGACUGCCGACCAACGCGAAGCUGCCAACGGUCCAAAGGCGCAGGAGCCUGCAUCCUCCGGCGAGGGUACCUUCUCCUCCUCCUCCUCCUCCUCCUCGUCGUCGUCGUCGUCGUCGUCAUCAUCGCCGUCCAAGUCCAAGUCCAAGUCCAAGUUCGACUGGUCCAAAGCCAAGCUGUUCUACCCCCCGGCAUCCAUCAAGCCCCUGCCAACAGGCACCCCGCGCCCCAUGGGCCGCGUUCAAGCAAGCCCAGACGCCUUCGUUCAGACACCCGAGACGAAGCGGCGGCAGGCGGCCGUUCGCAACGUCUUCAGGAAGAGCUACAACGCGUACCGGACCCACGCCUGGAUGAAGGACGAACUGAUGCCCGUCACGGCCGGGUUCAGGAAUCCCUUUGGCGCGUGGGCCGCCACGCUGGUCGACGCCCUCGACACGCUCUGGAUCAUGGACCUGCGCGACGAGUUCCGCGAGGCGGCCCGGGCCGUGGCCGGCAUCGACUGGUCCGUCACCCCGGACGGGGCCGCGAACCUGUUCGAGACGACGAUCCGCCACCUGGGCGGCUUGCUCAGCGCCCACGACCUGAGCGGCGACAAGGCGCUGCUGGCCAAGGCCGUCGAGCUGGGCGAGAUGCUGUACCACGGCUUCGACACGCCAAACAACCUGCCCGGCUUCUGGCUCAACUACGACGAGGCCAGGACGGGCGCGCUGCGCGCCGGCACCAACGACCCGUCCGCCUCGCCCGCCUCCCUGUGCGUCGAGUUCACCAGGCUGUCGCAGCUCACCGGGGACAGCAAGUACUACGACGCCACCGACAGGGUCACGCGCUUCCUGCAGAGGACGCAGAACAGCACCCGCCUGCCCGGCAUGUGGCCCAUCGCGCUGGACUUUCGGAACGAGGCCGCCGGCGCCGACGCCCGCUUCACCCUCGGCGCCCUGGCCGACUCGCUGUACGAGUACCUGCCCAAGAUGCACGCCCUGACCGGCGGCCUGGACCCGACCUACGAGCAGCUCUACCGCGGCGCGGCCGACGUGGCCGCUCGCAACCUCUUGUUCCGCCCCAUGGUGCCUGACGGGAGAGACGUCCUCUUUUCCGGAGACUGGGUCGCCGGCAGCGGCGGCAGCGGCGGCAGCAGCGGCAGCAGCACGGGGGAAACGGGACACGUCGUCCCCGAGAGCCAGCACCUCACCUGCUUCGUCGGCGGCAUGUUCGGCCUCGCCGGGCGCCUGUUCGCCAUCGACGAGCACGUCGCCCUCGGGGAGCGCCUGGCCCGCGGGUGCGCCUGGGCCUACGCCGCCUUCCCCACCGGCAUCAUGCCCGAGAUCUUCCGCCUCAUCCCCUGCGCCGACGCCGGCCACUGCCCCUGGGACGAGUCCGCCUGGCAGCGCGACGGGGACCGCUCCCUGCCCCGGGGAUUCGCCGGCGCCAGGGACCCGCGCUACCAGCUCCGCCCGGAGGCCAUCGAGAGCCUGUUCGUCAUGUACAGAAUCACCGGCCGCCAGGAGCUGCAGGACAUGGCGUGGGACAUGUUUCGAGCCAUUGUCAACGCGACCGCGACCGAGAUUGCCUAUUCGACCAUUUCGAACGUGAAUGCAAAGGGGGAGACGGAAAAGACGGAUUCCAUGGAGAGCUUUUGGCUCGCAGAGACGCUCAAGUACUUCUACCUCAUCUUUUCGCCACCAGACCUGAUCAGCCUGGAUGAAUACGUGCUCAACACGGAAGCGCAUCCCUUGAAACGACCUGCCGUCUACCAGCACGAGCGCGCGAAAGCCCCGCCUUGA
This is a messenger RNA of Ustilaginoidea virens, 1890 nucleotides long. RefSeq lists its product as uncharacterized. The record is from RefSeq and is a predicted model, not a curated record. Gene Ontology annotation, cellular component: endoplasmic reticulum; Golgi membrane. The transcript has 2 exons. Bases 1 to 1890 code for a protein of 629 amino acids. Gene Ontology annotation, molecular function: calcium ion binding; mannosyl-oligosaccharide 1,2-alpha-mannosidase activity. Gene Ontology annotation, biological process: N-glycan processing; carbohydrate metabolic process. Lineage: Eukaryota; Fungi; Ascomycota; Sordariomycetes; Hypocreales; Clavicipitaceae.